This is a messenger RNA of Peromyscus eremicus (cactus mouse), 3273 nucleotides long. RefSeq names its product family with sequence similarity 114 member A1 (gene Fam114a1). The transcript has 14 exons. Bases 70 to 1779 code for a protein of 569 amino acids. Lineage: Eukaryota; Metazoa; Chordata; Mammalia; Rodentia; Cricetidae. The record is from RefSeq and is a predicted model, not a curated record.
UGGUCCUGCCGACGUGGCGGGGCGGGACCCGGGGCUCCCGCGCGCACUCGGCGGCCAAGCGAUCUUAAAAUGUCUGAUGAUGCCAGUGACACCAUAGCCAAUGACGUCGGAGAAGAUGCUGCUGAGAUGCCCCCUGGUGACCCCCCAGCUGAAGAUGCAGAAGUGCAGUGUGGUCCGGCUAUAGUGACUUCAAAUGAGCCGGCGCCAGCUGACCACGCAGGAGAGCAGUAUGAGACCACAGCUGCACGUGCAGAGACUGUCCCUACGGGGCUUCUAGAGCAGUCCGAGGCCAGUGCUGCCGAGGAGAACCCCCUCAACGGAGAGGUGGCUGAGGACACGCUGGCUGAGUGCGUUGAUUCCGUCAGCCUCGAGGGAGAUACCGGAUCUGACAUACCUCUGAAAGAGCAGAGCGAUGCGGCUGUGGACUCCACACCACGGCCAGGAGGAUGGGCAGGCUGGGGAUCCUGGGGAAAAUCUCUGCUCUCAUCCGCAUCAGCCACAGUAGGUCAUGGGUUAACAGCCGUCAAAGAAAAGGCCGGGGCGACCCUACGAAUCCACAGUGUCAAUUCCGGAUCUCCUGAAGGGGCACCCACUGAUGCCAGAGAUGGAUUCUCUGAAAAUGUGACUCCAGAUCAGGACCCCGCCGGAGGCCCCCACCCUUCUCCUCCACCAGGGGCGGCAGGGUCGCGGGGCAUGCUGUCAGCCCUCACCCACGUGGUUCAAAACACGGGCAAAAGCGUCUUAAGCGGAGGUCUGGAUGCUCUGGAAUUCAUCGGGAAGAAAACCAUGAAUGUCCUGGCGGAAAGUGACCCAGGGUUUAAGCGGACCAAGACACUGAUGGAGAGAACCGUCUCCUUGUCCCAGAUGUUGAGAGAGGCCAAGGAGAAGGAGAAGCAGAGGCUGGCACAGCAGCUCACAGUGGAGAGGACCGCACACUAUGGGCUGCUUUUUGAUGAAUAUCAAGGUUUGUCACACCUGGAAGCCCUAGAGAUUCUGUCCAAUGAGAGUGAGAGCAAGGUUCAGUCAUUUUUAGCCUCGCUGGAUGGAGAGAAGCUAGAACUCUUGAAAAAUGACCUAAUUUCUAUCAAAGACAUCUUUGUAGCCAAAGAAUCAGAGGGUGAAGCAAAUCCAGAAGAACAAGGCCUAGAAGAAAAGGGCGAAGAAUUUGCUAGCAUGCUCACGGAACUCCUGUUUGAAUUACACGUGGCCGCCACACCUGACAAGCUCAAUAAGGCCAUGAAGAAAGCCCAUGACUGGGUGGAAGAGGAUCGAAGCCUGGUGUCAAUAGACGUGGCCAAAAGGUCAGAGGAGGAAGAGACGAAGGACGAAAAGGAAGGGCGAGCCGAAGAACCCGAAGAAAACAAAAUGGGGGAGAAAGGAACUAAGACUGUAGAGGAAGUGUACAUGCUGUCCAUCGAAAGCCUGGCUGAGGUAACGGCGCGCUGUAUCGAGCAACUCCAUAAAGUUGCAGAGCUGAUUCUUCAUGGCCAAGAAGAGGAAAAGCCAGCUCAGGACCAAGCAAAAGUUCUGAUAAAAUUAACCACAGCGAUGUGCAAUGAAGUAGCCUCCUUAUCAAAGAAGUUUACAAAUUCUUUAACCACUGUCGGGAGCAACAAGAAGGCGGAAGUCCUUAACCCCAUGAUCAAUAGUGUGUUUUUAGAGGGCUGCAAUAGCACCACAUACAUCCAGGACGCCCUCCAGCUGCUGCUGCCGGUGUUACAGGUCUCCCACAUCCACACCAGCUGUUUGAAGGCCGAGACCCAGCUAGACUCCAGCUAGUGCAGUGGCAGCCGAAUCUCUUCACUACAUACCGUUUAAAGGCGAUGGUCUUCACCGACACAGGAGAGACCCCCGCCCCAAUCUGAGGACACUACAAGCAACUUUGCACAGUUUUGCAAAUACAGAGAGUUAACCUUUCUCUUAAUGUAUAUUGUUGUUGUUUUUAAUUGAUAAUUAUAUUUUCCGUAUAUUAACUUAAACUUUUACUUGUUAUAUUGAAACUUUCCUUCAAUUUACAGUUCAUCCACAAAUACGUGUUUUCCUGGUCAAACAUGCUAUAUUUAGAAGUUCAUAGGGAGACCCUAGGUUUUUGUGCAUCUUUGAAAUGUCUACCUUUGAGUGCCCUAUUUUUCUAAGACAUGGCUUUAAGUCAGUUCUUAUGCUGAACUGCAUUUUGUUGCAUAAAUGUCACAAGCGAAAACAGCACUACUUAUUUGGUUUUUUAAAAAGGACAUAAAUAUGUUUUUGUAGUCAGCCAUUUUGUGACAAGAUUUAUUGAGCAUCUACUAUGUGCUUACCGUAAAGGAAUAGGACCUCACUCCAGUAGAGACAUGUUCUGAAAGGUGAUUUAUAAUAACCCUUAAUGUAUUUUAGGAUAUUAAGAUGUUUUCGAAACUGUAAAAUGCUUGAAGAACCAAGUAAAUUGGUGGUUACUUAAAAUGUGCUACCCCUUCAAUUUAUUACCAUUUUUUAACCUCUUUGAACUUUUUUUUAAUACCAAAAUUACCUCUAGGGUGAAAAUAUGUAUGAAAGGGGUAUGAAAAAAUAUUUAUUUCUGAGGCAGGAUCUCACUAUUGUAGACCAGGCUGACCUCAGACUCACAAAGAUCUGCCUGCCUCUGCCUCCCAAGUACUGGGAUUAAAGGUGUACAGAACCACGCCUGCCUGACCUGAAGAAGUAUUUUAGUUUUAGGGUAGAUGAUGGCAAAAUUAGAAAGCUUGGAUGUUUUCCAAUAGAAAAUAAAAGGGGUUUAGCAUAGUAGAAGCCCAGACCUGCAUUCCAAAAAUACCUACUGAACCAAUCACACACACUGUGGUGGCGAAGGGUAGAAAAUACUGAUGUGUGUUGGCCAGGUGGUACGUUGAUUCAGGGAGAUGCCGCAAAGACCUUGCAGCUAGCAGUGGCAGUGACAUUGGGCUCUUUCCGAGCCGCACCUGUUCUUGGCAGGUUGGGAUUCUGUGGCAUGCUUCUGUUCCAGACCCUCACUGACAUCCGUACCAGCGGUGUCCAAAAUAGUCAUGUCAGUGGCUAUCCCAGGGCAAAUGAUGCGUGUAGUCUUAAGAGGGAGAAAGUCCCUUUGCCUUUCUUUAUUUCUGUGAUAGAAUCAAUGGUCUCCAUUCCCUGCAGGCCAAGUCGGUAUUUGAAUAUUCUCAGUAGCAUUUUUGUGUGUCUGUGUCUUGUUUCUUAGCUGUACGUCUCCUGAAACAACCAAAUAAAAACAUAAGGGCAAUUUACUUGCAAUCUAGAAAAAUAAAAUUCUCUUUGAAAAAUCAA